Molecule: messenger RNA, 824 nt
Organism: Nematolebias whitei (Rio pearlfish)
Lineage: Eukaryota; Metazoa; Chordata; Actinopteri; Cyprinodontiformes; Rivulidae
Exons: 2
Coding region: 44-712 (222 amino acids)
Source: RefSeq, a predicted model, not a curated record
ACAACCCUUCAAAGCAACCACAACUUCCUGUUAGUAUUGAAUCAUGGCGCCUGGAGGUUCGUUUGUGUGGACAGACCGCGAGGUUGAACUACUAUUAAAUACCGUGUUGGAGUACAAAGUUAAUAAAACUCAGGAAAAUGUCGACUGGGAAUCCUGUCAGAACAAGUAUGUUGAUAUUUUAGCGCUUUUUUUAGAGCAUUACCCAACGGAGUCCUCCGACGAGUUUCCCCAUUCACAUGCCGACAUCACGCGCGGGAAUUUAACAACAAAAAUGAAAGCAGUCCGAGGUAAAUAUCGCCAUGCUGUUGAUACAGGACGCAGGAGUGGACACGGUCGAGUGGUUCUUCUGUACUUCGAACUGUGCGAACAAAUCUGGGGUGGCUCUCCAGCUAGUACUACCAUAUCCUCCGGUAUUGAAACAGCUGACCUGGAUCAUUCUCGGACCCUACCCUCACCAUCCACAUCUUCUUCCUCCACUACCAUGGAUGUAGCAGACACAGGGUCUGAUAAUGAAAGCAGUGUGGGUCCUACUUCAAAGGAGAGGAGAGACCUGCUUGAUGCAAAACUAAAAGGACACAGACACGACCGUCUGAGGAGAAAGCUGCCUGCUGAGACCCAGUGGCUGAAUGCUCUUGAGGAAGACCAGCGUGUGAAAAAGAGACUGGUGGAAAUCAUUGAGACAUCAGAACAAAAAGCAUCCGAAAACUAUUAAAAAAUGUCCAAUACACUGGAAAGACUUACCACAUCGAUUGUUGAUGGGUUUUCUCUUCUGAAACAGGUCAUUCAUGCACCUGCACAACCACCACACUACAUGCCAUAUGAGC